This is a messenger RNA of Nicotiana attenuata, 1992 nucleotides long. Its product is annotated as NAC domain-containing protein 86-like. The transcript has 4 exons. The coding region runs from base 552 to 1586 and encodes 344 amino acids. NCBI's taxonomy places the organism in Eukaryota, Viridiplantae, Streptophyta, Magnoliopsida, Solanales, Solanaceae. Gene Ontology annotation, molecular function: DNA binding. Gene Ontology annotation, biological process: regulation of DNA-templated transcription. The record is from RefSeq and is a predicted model, not a curated record.
CCACACUCCUAUGUUUUUACUCUACACAAUCUUCCCCCUUCUCUAUAUAGACUCUAAACUAAGUAUACCUUACUAACUAUAAACCUUUACCUGGUCAUUGUUUUUUUCACUCAAAAUCAUCAAAUUGUUUACAACUGUUUAAACUUGUUAGUUUUAGAAAAGAUCCUUUCUUUGAAAAAUUUCAACAACUCUAUAGUGACAUUUUCUACCUGUCCACUUGAGUUUCCUUUGAAUUGCAAUCUCAAAGAAACAUUGGUGGGGGAGGGGGGCUUUUUGCAAGAAAGGCAGUUUUGAACAGUUUUUCAAGAAGAUGAUUGUGUUGUCCCAGGGGUGCAUUUUGUGGAAAUUUUUCGCAAUUCUUGAGACAAAAUUUAGUGUAGCCAAAAGCUUUUACUUUUGGAUAUUUCAAAUUUUCAAUAGGUACAGUUGGGACACUUAGCUAAAUUUCACAUUGCUUCUAACUUCUGUUGAAGUUUCUGCCUGGUCUAUUCUAGCUAGUUUUAGAAGAUUUUGUGUGUAGUUAGUACUUAGUAAUUUGCUAUAUUUAUAUUAUGGGAGGAACAUCACUACCUCCAGGAUUUCGUUUCCAUCCAACUGAUGAGGAAUUGGUUGGAUAUUACCUGAAAAGGAAAACUGAUGAACUUGAGAUUGAGUUGGAGGUCAUUCCGGUAAUAGACUUGUAUAAAUUUGACCCAUGGGAGCUUCCAGAGAAAUCUUUCUUGCCAAAGCGUGACAUGGAGUGGUAUUUCUUCUGUCCUCGGGACAAGAAGUACCCGAAUGGCUCGAGAACCAACCGAGCCACAAAAUGUGGAUACUGGAAAGCAACAGGGAAAGACAGGAAAGUGGUCUGUAAGCCUGCAGUUGUUGGAUACCGAAAGACAUUGGUUUUCUAUCGUGGAAGAGCUCCUUUAGGUGAUAGAACUGAUUGGGUGAUGCAUGAAUAUCGUCUAUGUGAUGAUGUCUCACAAGGCACUCCGAGUUUCCAGGGGCCUUUUGCUCUUUGUCGUGUCAUCAAGAGAAAGGACAUUUCAUCGAAAACAAGUGAUGGUCGUGCAGAAACAACCUCUAAACAGGUUGAAUGCAGUUCAAGCAAUGAAGCUUUUACAUCAGCAGUAACCUCAAAUGAACCCCUUGUCCUUUCUGAUGACAUUCCAAGUACUCAAAAUACAUACGUGUGCAACGACAGCAACUAUUCAACUCCUAUCGGUUCACCUUAUCAGACAACACAAAUAGGAGAGUCCGAGUCUGCAAUGGGGACAAAUGCUGCAAACCUCUGGAUGUCUCAGAAUAUGAUUCUUGAUCCUUCAAAGGAAUGUCUUCAAGGACAAAGUAUAUCUGGAAAUUAUCCGGUGUAUGACUUCCCAAACUCGACUUCAUGGCAGCCAAAUGAUCAAUAUGACUUCACAUCAAGUUCAUCUUUCCCGAAUUUUAGAGGGGACGUUGAACUUUCUGGUGAUCUCAGUGGCUAUGGCUUUGCACCUCCCUUCUCAGAUGAGGGAACCUACAUGGAAUUCUAUUGCAAUGAGGAUAUUUCGUAUAAAGGUUAUAACCAGAGCAACUUAUUGGGAAGUCCAAAUCUCUUCUGAGGAACAUUGAGGCGAAAUAGGCAUAAAGUUUUCUCUCUCAUUUAUGCAGACAGAGUAGUGACAAUGGGAUAUUGGGAAAACAUAAUGGUGUAUGGUCACAGGAAGAUAUUUUAAGUAGUUUGAUGUAAGAAUAUACUAAGAAAAGCUCAAUGCAGCUCCGUGUGUUUAUAUUUUGUCAUUGAAGUAUGAGAUACCCAGUGAUGAUCAUUUUUAACGAUGCCACUGGGAUAUGGACAUAUGGUCAAGUUAGUAGCUGAACUUCUGUUAAAGUACGCUUCUUAAAUAGAAGCCCCUUUCCCUUUCUGAUAUAUGUCACUGUUCUAUUUCUGAUCAUUUACAUGUAUGAAAAUGUUAUCAAGAACCAAUAACUGAGCUGAAAUAUAUGUAGACUAUAUGAAUUAAUGUU